This is a messenger RNA of Ziziphus jujuba (common jujube), 940 nucleotides long. Its product is annotated as copper-transporting ATPase RAN1-like. Bases 83 to 940 code for a protein of 285 amino acids. Gene Ontology annotation, molecular function: transporter activity; ATP hydrolysis activity; ATP binding. NCBI's taxonomy places the organism in Eukaryota, Viridiplantae, Streptophyta, Magnoliopsida, Rosales, Rhamnaceae. The record is from RefSeq and is a predicted model, not a curated record. Gene Ontology annotation, cellular component: membrane. The transcript has 5 exons.
UCCUGUCUUUCUCAUUCGAGUAGUUUGUCCUCACAUACCAUUGGUGUAUUCCUUGCUUCUCUGGCAAUGCGGACCCUUCCAAAUGGGUGAUUGGUUGAAGUGGGCAUUGGUUACUCUUGUUCAAUUUGGUGUUGGGAAGCGCUUCUACAUUGCAGCUGGCAGAGCCCUACGAAAUGGUUCAACUAACAUGGAUGUUUUGGUUGCAUUGGGAACUUUAGCAUCUUACUUCUACUCUGUUUGCGCUCUUCUAUAUGGUGCUUUCACUGGGUUUUGGUCUCCUACAUACUUUGAAACAAGUGCAAUGCUGAUAACAUUUGAACUUUUGGGGAAGUAUUUGGAAUGUUUGGCAAAAGGGAAAACAUCAGAUGCCAUCAAGAAAUUGGUAGAACUUGCACCAGCAACAACAAUGCUGAUUAUCAAGGGGAAAGAUAGGAGAUGUAUUGGAGAAAGGGAAAUUGAUGCAUUGCUAAUUCAGCUUGGUGAUACACUGAAAGUUCUUCCUGGUGCCAAAGUUCCUGCUGAUGGUACUGUUGUGUGGGGGUCGAGUUAUGUCAAUGAGAGUAUGGUGACUGGUGAAUCUAUACCUGUCCUGAAGGAAGUCGGUUCAUCGGUUAUUGGGGGCACAAUAAAUUUACAUGGUGCUCUUCACAUACAAGCUACUAGAGUUGGUUCCGAUGCGGUGUUGAGUCAGAUAAUAAGUUUGGUUGAGACGGCCCAAAUGUCCAAAGCUCCCAUUCAGAAGUUUGUUGAUUUUAUUGCCAGCAUCUUUGUACCUACAGAUGUUACCAUGGCAUUGUUGACAUUGUUGGGUUGGUAUGCCGCUGGAGCACUUGGAGCCUACCCAACAGACUGGCUUCCUGUAAAUGGAAAUCAUUUUGUUUUUGCCCUUAUGUUCUCUAUCUCAGUAGUUACCUAUCCGGCAUACCAAAUGCCCCCUUAA